AUGAACCCUUUUAUCGAAGUAAGCUCGGAUGCUCAAGAUAGUACCUAUUCAGAUCUUACAGUUCUCUGCGAGUCAUCCGUCUUCAAAGUGUAUAGCUGCAUUGUCUGUCCACAGUCGAGUUUCUUUGAGAAAGCAAUAAGCGGGAAUUUUCAGGAAGCCAUCUCAAGAGAGAUUACUCUUGAAGAUGACCCACUCAUCCUUACAAAGAUAUUUGAUUACCUUUAUUGCGCCACCUAUGACGAUUCUCAAGACACCCCUGAGCAAACUGAAUCAGCAAAGCCAAGCGAGACACCAACUAUAGAUAAUAAGGGAAGCAGGGCACGCAUUAAUACAGAGAUAUACGCCCUUGCUGAUAAGUAUCAGAUUGAGGGAUUAAUAAAGUUGUCUAAACAGAAAUUGCAAUCCCACCUUGAGUCAAACUGGGAAUACCUGGAAUUCAUCGAUACACAUUUGUCCGCUCUUCAACACCAGCAACUGUUUCAUGAUAUCUUGAGAACAUUUGCCACGUUUUCAUAUGAUUUCUCGGCUUUAAUGAUAGAAAAGGUGCUUCAGCUAGAACAGAAACUAUAG
Molecule: messenger RNA, 570 nt
Organism: Aspergillus ibericus CBS 121593
Lineage: Eukaryota; Fungi; Ascomycota; Eurotiomycetes; Eurotiales; Aspergillaceae
Product: BTB/POZ domain-containing protein
Exons: 6
Coding region: 1-570 (189 amino acids)
Molecular function (GO): protein binding
Source: RefSeq, a predicted model, not a curated record